AUGUCCACGAUUGCAGCUUUCUAUGGUGGCAAGUCCAUUCUCAUUACUGGAGCCACAGGCUUCUUGGGCAAAGUGUUGAUGGAGAAGCUAUUUCGUACCAGCCCAGACCUGAAAGUCAUUUACAUCCUGGUGAGGCCCAAGGAGGGCCAGACCCUGCAGCAGAGGGUUUUCCAGGUCCUAGACAGUAAGCUGUUUGAAAAAGUCAAAGAAGUUUGUCCAAACGUGCAUGAGAAGAUCCGAGCUAUUUCUGCAGACCUCAAUCAGAAUGACUUUGCCAUCAGCAAGGAGGACGUGCAGGAGCUUCUUUCGCACACAAACAUCAUCUUCCACUGUGCCGCUACCGUGCGCUUUGAUGACCACCUCAGACAUGCUGUGCAGCUCAACGUCACUGCCACCCAGCAGCUUUUGCUCAUGGCCAGUCAGAUGCCGAAGCUGGAGGCCUUCAUACACAUUUCUACUGCCUUUUCAAACUGUAACCUGAAGCACAUUGAUGAAGUCGUCUAUCCAUGUCCUGUAGAGCCAAAAAAAAUCAUUGACUCCAUGGAGUGGUUAGACGAUGCUAUUAUUGAUGAGAUCACACCCAAACUGAUCGGAGAUCGGCCUAACACGUACACCUAUACCAAGGCCUUGGGAGAGGUGGUGGUGCAGCAGGAAGGUGGCGGCCUCAACAUUGCCAUCGUACGGCCCUCCAUCAUGGGAGCAACCUGGCAGGAGCCCUUCCCAGGUUGGGUUGAUAACUUAAAUGGACCUAGUGGGCUCAUUAUUGCGGCUGGGAAAGGGUUUCUUCGGUCCAUAAGAGCGACUCCGAUGGCGGUGGCAGAUUUGAUUCCAGCAGACACAGUGGUCAAUCUCACGUUGGCUGUGGGAUGGUACACGGCAGUUCACAGACCUAAGUCAACAUUGGUCUACCACUGUACAUCUGGCAACCUCAAUCCCUGUAACUGGGGCAAAAUGGGAUUCCAAGUCUUGGCAACCUUUGAAAAAAUCCCAUUUGAGAGAGCUUUCAGGAGACCCAACGCUGACUUCACAACCAACAACAUCUCAACCCAUUACUGGAAUGCUGUCAGUCACCGGGCCCCUGCCAUCAUCUAUGACUUCUAUCUUCGUCUCACAGGAAGGAAGCCCAGGAUGACGAAGCUCAUGAACCGGCUUUUAAGAACAGUUUCCAUGUUGGAGUAUUUCAUCAACCGGAGCUGGGAGUGGAGCACGCACAAUACUGAGAUGCUGAUGUCUGAGCUGAGUCCCGAAGACCAGAGAGUAUUCAACUUUGAUGUACGUCAGUUGAACUGGUUAGAAUACAUUGAAAAUUAUGUUUUAGGAGUUAAGAAGUACUUAUUGAAAGAGGAUAUGGCUGGGAUCCCAGAAGCAAAGCAACACUUAAAAAGGCUCCGAAAUAUUCACUACCUCUUUAAUACUGCUCUCUUCCUCAUCGUCUGGCGUCUCCUCAUUGCAAGAUCUCAGGUGGCUCGGAAUGUGUGGUUCUUCAUCGUGAGCUUCUGUUACAAAUUCCUCUCCUACUUUAGGGCAUCUAGCACACUCAAGGUCUAA
Molecule: messenger RNA, 1548 nt
Organism: Rangifer tarandus platyrhynchus (Svalbard reindeer)
Lineage: Eukaryota; Metazoa; Chordata; Mammalia; Artiodactyla; Cervidae
Source: the annotation of a GenBank genome assembly